This is a messenger RNA of Fusarium oxysporum Fo47, 2661 nucleotides long. RefSeq lists its product as uncharacterized. Gene Ontology annotation, biological process: mismatch repair. Lineage: Eukaryota; Fungi; Ascomycota; Sordariomycetes; Hypocreales; Nectriaceae. The record is from RefSeq and is a predicted model, not a curated record. The transcript has 3 exons. Gene Ontology annotation, cellular component: mismatch repair complex. Gene Ontology annotation, molecular function: ATP hydrolysis activity; ATP binding; ATP-dependent DNA damage sensor activity. Bases 57 to 2630 code for a protein of 857 amino acids.
UCAACAUCACAGCCAAAGACCAACUCUACACAAACAAGCAUGAUCUGCUGUAGAGUAUGGUCAUCAGGCAACUUCCUCAAGAUGUCGUCGACAAGAUUAAAUCAUCAGUCAAUAUCACUUCUCUGAACGGCGUUGUCUGCGGUCUUAUUACAAACUCUUUAGACGCUGGCGCAUCCAAGGUCAACGUCUCGAUCGACUACAGCAGGGGAAAUUGUACCGUUGAAGAUAACGGGUCCGGAAUUCCACCCGAAGAAUUUAAAGAUGGCGGGGGCCUCGGGAAGCUCCACCAUACAUCCAAGUUCCCUUCAAGGUCUUCUGUUCAUGGGAAACAUGGCGAUUUCCUAGCAUCCCUUGCUACCUUUUCCCUUCUGACCAUCACAUCUCACCACCAAGGGCAUAUUUCACACAAUUCUAUCUCGUUUCACAAUUCUCGAAUACUGGCUAGACAAUUGCCUUCGCCCCCCGAAUCACGGCUUGUCAACUUUGAUCAUGGCACUCGUUCGACGGUUCGAGAUCUUUUCGGCAAUAUGCCAGUUAGGGUCAAACAGAGAGCCACGUUAGCUGAAAGGUCUGCUCUUGACAAAGAAUGGUCGAGGUUGGUUCGAGCUGUCGUAGGCCUGUUUCUUGCUUGGCCAUUAGGUGUAUCCGUUUCACUCAAGAACGCAGCAAGCCAGCGUGAGUUACGGUUCCGGCCAGCAGAAAAAGCAGACAUCAUGUCUAAAACCUCUCGACUUCUUACACAAGCUGGCCUUGCCAACUCGGACGAUGCAGGUUCCUGGGUGCCCAUAUCAGCAUCAUGCGGGUCGAUUUCCGUCAAAGGCGCCAUCUCCACGAAUCCUGUUGCGACAAGGCGCUCUCAAUUUAUUAGUCUUGGGAUUAGGCCAAUCAACAACGAAUUUGGCACUGAUGUUCUUUAUGAAGAAAUCAACAAGACCUUUGGAAACUCUAGCUUUGGUGUGAUUGACGCUGAUGAAGACCAAAACGGUGACUCGCGGAAGCUUGAUGAGUUCACGGGAAGAGACUUGAGAAGUCGAAAGGGGAUCGAACGGUGGCCCAUGUUCUAUCUCAAAAUCACCGCUACUGGGUUAGAGGGGCUCGAUAGCCCAGAUCGACUUGACAGUCAGGGCCGGACGCUGUCUGCGAUCAUUGAUCUUUUGAAGGCAACAUGUUACGGAUUUCUCAAAAAGCAUCAUUUUCGUCCACAAAAAGUUCGCCUAACCCCUGAGGAAUCGUUAUUCUCGACAGCAAGAACGUUGGGCCGGUCGAAAAAGCCUAAAAAGCAACCGCCCUCAUCAUCGAAUAGCUCGAGAGCUAGCUCUGUCACUCCCAUCUCCAGAUCUGGUUCACUUGAAGCACGAGCAGACAGCCCCUUUGAGGGUUGGCACCGAAUCAAAGUUGGGAGAGCUACGCCACUCAGCGCCACCUCGAAAGCGGCAGAUGUUCGUACAAAGAUGCGAGAGGAGUCACCGCUGGGACGUCUUGUUGGAGAAGGCGGGAAACUGUUGCGCAAACCGUUUGAUGAGCCAUCCCCUGAACCGGAAGACGAGAAAACAGGCUCGUCUGCAAACAGUGGUGUGAACUCGGGCGCAUGUACUGUUGACGGCGCAUCAGGUGGCGGUGACACAAGCAGCAGUGUUACCUGUCAAGGUGCACAGAAGCGAGACAAACAUCCUAGCAAAUGGCUCCAGGGUGUCAUCAGAUCAUGGGAGAAUCCCAGUUUUCAACCUGUAGAACCGUCUGUGCCGUGUAUCGAUAGCUCAGCACAAGAUCAGCUGCAUGCGUGUGGACAUGGAAGCGGUCAUGUUGGGUUUGAAGCAGGGACCAUGAGCCUCAAUGGGCGAAUCUCACGUCACGCGCUUGCUCGCGCUACCGUGAUAGCACAGGUCGACCGCAAAUUCAUCUUGGUCAAGUUACCACUAGAAAGUUCGACAUCUGGGACUUUGGCGCACGAAAAACAGAGUUCUGCGUUGGUCAUGCUCGAUCAACAUGCAGUUGAUGAACGAUGUCAGCUUGAAGAUCUCAUGGCAAAUUAUUUCACCCACGACUCCUUGGUGAAUCAAACGUCGCCCGUCAUAGAACCUCUCGACCGACCCAUAAUCUUCGAAAUCUCAAAGGAGGAAUGGUCUCUUCUAGAACAACAUCAAGAAUACUUUGCUGCUUGGGGUAUCACAUACCAAACACCCGUCUCCUCACAAAACAAAAUCCUAGUAACAGGCCUCCCUCCAAGCAUCAUUGAGAGGUGCCGACUAGAACCGCGACUUCUCAUUGAACUUUUGCGAACAGAAGUUUGGCGAAGCGUGGACAGUAGUGUUCCACUCGUGCGACCAUCAACUACUGCCCCUGACAAACCUUUGAUAUCACGUUUCAACGGGUGUCCAAGGGGUAUUCUGGAAUUGCUACACUCCAGAGCCUGUCGAAGUGCAAUCAUGUUCAACGAUGUUUUGUCGGUAAAGCAAUGUGAGGAGCUCAUCUCUCGCCUGUCACGUUGCGCAUUUCCUUUUCAGUGUGCGCAUGGUCGACCCAGUAUGGCACCCUUGAUUGAUCUUGGAAACGGGGGCAAGUUUGGCGGUUGGCAAGAAUCAAAACGGCAGAAGACGGUUUCGUGGAAGAGCUGGAUAAAGGAGUCAUGAUGGGUUGUGGGAAUUUCUUGAUACCCUUGUU